AUGUGGGGGAAUUGGGAAGGGAAUACAUUUCAGGAUAUUGACGUCUACAUCAAGAACAAAGAAAACUUUGAUUCCUUACUCAAAAGCUUGUCUGAGAACAAGCUCUGGGCAGACCUACCUCCAGAAAAGCGAGACGAAGCCAUGACAAAAUUGAAACACGAUGUUGUCUAUCAAACACUUCAAACAGCUAUUACCGAAAUCGAAGGUGAGCCAGCAAAGGUAAAGUGGGAGGCAGUAAAGAGGCAAGUCAGGAAGAAACCCGCUGCAAAAAAGACCACGCCGAAAAAGGUAGAAGAGUCAAGUGCUGAUGAAGAGUAA
Molecule: messenger RNA, 318 nt
Organism: Fimicolochytrium jonesii
Lineage: Eukaryota; Fungi; Chytridiomycota; Chytridiomycetes; Spizellomycetales; Powellomycetaceae
Exons: 1
Coding region: 1-318 (105 amino acids)
Source: RefSeq, a predicted model, not a curated record